Molecule: messenger RNA, 4295 nt
Organism: Apodemus sylvaticus (European woodmouse)
Lineage: Eukaryota; Metazoa; Chordata; Mammalia; Rodentia; Muridae
Product: zinc finger protein 208-like
Exons: 8
Coding region: 125-3142 (1005 amino acids)
Biological process (GO): regulation of transcription by RNA polymerase II
Molecular function (GO): DNA-binding transcription factor activity; RNA polymerase II cis-regulatory region sequence-specific DNA binding
Source: RefSeq, a predicted model, not a curated record
CCACUGUGUCGUCACAAGGGCCGACUCCGGAAACCGUACUUGCUAAUUCUGUCUGAAAGUGUGCUAUUUCCCCAAAGUUGGGCGAGAGUGCUGUCCUGCUCAGUUCUCGAGUUGCAUCUCUGACAUGGAGGAAAUGCUGUCCUUCUGGGAUGUGGCCAUUGAUUUCUCUCCAGAAGAGAGGGAAUGCCUGGACUCUGCUCAGUGGAGUCUGUACAGGGAUGUGAUGCUGGAGAACUACAGCCACCUGGAUUUCCUGGGUCUUGCUGUCUCUAAGCCAUUCCUGGUGACAUUUCUGGAGCAAAGACACGGGCCUUGGGAUGUGAAGAGACCAGCAGCUGCCACUGUGCCCCCAGGAAAAACACUCAAUAAAUGUAAAGAUUUCAGCAAGGCCUUUUACUGCAAUUCACUGCUUAUUCAACACCAGAGAAUUCGUACAGGGAAGAACUCCUUCAAGUGUGAAGAAUGUGGCAAGGCCUUUAAUAGUAACUCACACCUUUCUGAACACCAUAGAAUACAUACUGGAGAAAAACCCUACAAAUGUGAAGAAUGUGGCAAGGCCUUUCGUGUUCGCUCAAGACUUUCUGUACACCAGAGAGUUCAUACUGGAGAAAAACCUUACAAGUGUAAAGAAUGUGGUAAGGCCUUUAAUACUCAUUCAAACCUUUCUGAACACCGGAGAAUACAUACUGGGGAAAAACCCUACAAAUGUGAAGCGUGUGGCAAGGCCUUUAGCACUCGCUCAACACAUUAUAGACACCAGAAAAAUCAUACUGGAGAAAAACCAUACAAGUGUGAAGAGUGUGCCAAAGUAUUUUCCUACCCUUCAUUGCUUAAGGUACAUCAAAGAGUUCAUUCUGUAGAGAAGUCAUACAAGUGUGAAGAAUGUGGGAAACCAUUUUACUGUCCUUUAUUGCUUAAGAAGCAUCAAAUAAUUCAUUCCUCAGAGAAACCCUACAAGUGUGCAGAAUGUGGCAAAGCAUUUCACUAUCCUUCAUUGCUUAAGCGACAUCAAAGAAUUCAUGCUGGAAAGAAACCCUGUAAGUGUAAAGAUUGUGACAGGGCGUUUUACUCUUCUGCAUUCCUUAAGCGUCAUCAAAGAAUUCAUUCUGAAGAGAAUUCCUACAAGUGUGGAGCAUGUGGCAAAAGGUUUUAUUCUAUUCCACACCUUCAGGAUCACCAAAGAUUUCAUUCUGGAGAGAAACCAUACAAAUGUGAACAAUGUGGGAAAACAUUUUCUACUCUCUCAUACCUUCCAUGGCAUAAAUUGCGUCAUUCUGAGGAGAAAGCGUACAAAUGUGAAAAAUGUGGGAAAAUGUUUUAUUCUACUCUGGACCUUAAGAAACACCAAAAAACUCAUGAAUAUAAAUGUGGGGAAUGCCACUGUGGCUUUCCUAAUUACUCAGCCCUCACUGCGCACCAGAGAGUUCAUACUGGAGAGAAACCUCACGUAUGUGAACAAUGUGGGAAGGACUUUUCUAGGCUCGAUAGCCUCAAUCAGCACCAGAUUGUUCACACCGGAGAGAAACCCUAUAAAUGUGAAAAAUGUGGCAAAUGUUUUUUCCGUUCUUCAUCCCUCAAAAGACAUCAAGGAAUUCAUUUAUUACAUACAACUCACUCUCCCAGGACUCCUGCAACGCCAUUGCAUAGACUUGUGGGAAAUGUAGUCUGUAUCGCGGUGACGUCACAGGUCGGUACUUUGGUAAACAAGAGUUCAGCAUUUGGUAAGCAUGUGCGGCUCGUAUCCAAAGCUGGGCCAGACUCUGGUCCUUUUAGGCUCUCCGGUUGGAUCUCUGACAUGGAGGAAAUGCUGUCCUUCAGGGAUGUGGCCGUUGAUUUCUCUCCAGAAGAGAGGGAAUGUCUGGAGCCUGCUCAGUGGGAUCUGUACAGGGACGUGAUGCUGGAGAAUUACAGCCACCUGGAUUUCCUGGGUCUUGCUGUCGCUAAGCCUUACUUGGUAACAUUUCUGGAGCAAAACCAAGGGUCUUCGGGUGUGAAAAGACAAGCAGCAGCCGCCAGUCCUCCAGGAACAACAGGCAGUGAAUUUAACAAUCACAGCGAGGCCAUUGAUCACAACUCUCUAAGUAUUCAAUGCCAGAGAAUUCAUACAGGAGAGGAACCCUACUACUUUGAAGACUGUGGUAAGGCCCUUAAUUCUCACACAACACUUUCUAUACGCCAGAGACGUUACAUUGGAGACAAACCCUACAAGUGUAAAGAAUGUCACAAAACCCUUAGCAGUCGCUCAUCACUUUUAAUACACCAGAAAUAUCAUACUGAUGAAAAAACCUACAAGUGUGAAAAAUGUGGCAAAGGGUUUUUGCGUUCCUCACAUCUUCAGCAUCAUCAAAAGAUUCAUACUGGCGACAAACCAUACAAAUGUGAAGAGUGUCACAAGGCCUUUCUGCAUCACUCCUAUCUCAGGAAGCACCAGGCGGUUCACACUGGAGAGAAACCCUACAAGUGUGAGGAGUGUGGAAAUUCAUUUUACUAUCCUGCAAUGCUGAAGCAGCAUCAAAGAAUUCAUUCUGGAGAGAAACCUGACAAGUGUGAGGAGUGUGGAAAAGUAUUUUCCUCUGCUUUCUUCCUGAACCAGCAUAAAGGAAUUGAUUCUGGAGAGAAAAGGUACAAGUGUCUAGAAUGUGGCAAAUCCUUCUGCUAUCGUUCAUAUCUUAGGGAACAUUCCAGAAGGCAUUCUGGAGAGUAUCCCUACAAGUGUGAAGAGUGUGGCAAAGGGUUUUCCCGUUCUUCAAAGCUUCAGGAACACCAAACAAUUCACACUGGAGUUAAACCAUACAAGUGUGAAGAGUGUGGGAAAUGUUUUUCCUCUUUUACAUCCCUUAAGAGACAUCAAAUCAUCCAUUCUGAAGACACUCCCCAUGAGUGCAUAGAAUGUGGCAAAAGGUUUUCUAGUUCUUCCCGCCUUCAGGAACAUCAAAAAAUUCAUACUGAAGAGAAACCGUACAAAUGUGAAGAAUGUCACAAGGCCUUUCUUUACCACUCGUUUCUUAGGAGACACAAAGCAGUUCAUACUAGAGAGAAACCCUAUACGUGUGAGGAGUGUGGGAAAUGUUAUACCUCUUUUACAUCCCUGAAAAGACAUCAGACCACCCAUUGUGUAGACACUCCCCAUGAGUGGAUAUAAUGUGGCAAAAGCUUUUCUUGUUUCGCAUGUCUUCUGGAACAUCAAAAAGUCAUACUGGAAAGAAACCAUGUCAAUGUGAAGAUUGUCACAAAGCUUUUAUCACUCCUUUCUUAGGAGACACAAGGCAGUUCAUACUGGAGAGAAGCCCUACAAGUGUAAAGAGUGGGGCAGAUGGUUUUCCUUUUCUUCAGCCUUAGACAACUUCAAAUAAUUAAUUGUGAAGACAGUCCCUACAAGUGUGGGGAAUGUGGCGGAGCCUUUUCUACACUGUCUACUCUUACAAAACACAAGUUUGUUCAUUCUAUAGAGAAACUGUUGAAGUAGGAACAAUGUGGGAAAGCCUUUGCUUCUAAUUCUUCCCUGAUUUAGCACAGGUUAAGUCAUACUGGAGUGAAUUCUUACCAGUGUGAAGAACAUAGGAACAUGUUUGACUCUACUUCACAACUGAAGAAACAAAAAAAUUCAGUGUUAAGAGAAAGCAUAGAAAUGUGACGGCUGUGGAAGAGCCUUUUCCACUGAGUGCUACCAGCAUACAGUAGUUCUUACUGGAGAGUAACACCAGAGACGUGGAGAGUGUAGCAAAAUGUUGUACUCUAGAGCCUAAAUUCCAAGGUAUUCACACUGGAGAAAAACCAUAGAAGUAUGAAGAGUCACCUUACCUCUGUGUAUCCACUAAGUUAAUUAGUUUGAAAUGUUAAAUAUCUAAUAUUCACAAACACAAAUGCGAAGAAUAUAAUCAGGUCACAGUAAAAACCUUUUUGAUCUUUGAUGUAAUCUCCCCUCUACUGCAUAAACCAGUGGGAUUGGAAUAUACCUAGAUUGAUCAUUUCUUUCUUCUUUGACUAUCAAUAUACCAUAAAACUGUUACACAUUAUUGUUUAGGUUACCUGAAUCUUAGUACUGGGCCACGAUAUACUUACUGUUGUUUUCCCCAUGGAGACCCAAGCACCUAUAAUAAUGUCUCUUGUGGGUUUUGUAGGAAGCUCCAUAAACUCACACUUUUCACCAAGUUUGAUUUGGAUGAAAUGAUCUGCUUUGGUCCCAGCCAGCCUGAGGUGAAUGAGAACUAGUGUUUGUCUUCCCAGUAAACCCCAAAAGAAGAGAUUAUCUGUCGUGUUUGGUUCCAGAAUAAAGAAUCUCUGAUCUGCUUUAA